AACGAGGCCCUUCAAAUCUUCCAUCCAUGCCAUAGCAAAUUCAGCUCAAAAUUCAGAGUUCCCCAUUCUUCUCUCCUCCAUGAAAUAGUUGAUGAAAAACUCACAAAAAGCUUCAAAAGCUUCGUAAUCGGCGCGAAAAUGGUGUUUCGGACAGCAAUUAGGUUGAUGACAUCCAAGAAACCAAAGCCAAAGAUGAAACCCAUUGAGCUCAAGGGUCAACAACCUGAGCAAACUCAAACUAUUACUCGCGCCAUCUUCGACAUUCUCAAAGAGCAAGGACCUCUCACCAUUGCUCAAACCUGGGAACGACUCCAGGAAGUUGGUUUAAAGGACCUAACAAGCAAAACUCAGAUGAAAACAGUUAUGAAAUGGAUGAAAGAGAGACAAAAACUUAAAAUGAUCUGUAACCAUGUUGGGUCUCAUAAGCAAUUUCUGUAUACCACCUGGUUCACAAAGGAAAAUAUCAAGCCUGCGAAACCUGGAAGUUACGAUUCAAAGGAGUAAGAUGGGCAAAGUCAAGUUAUUCGAGAACUGGGUCAACCUUUGGAAACCUACUUGUGUCAAGCUUGAAGCGAGGCUUGGCGCUUGCUUUACUGAUAUGAACUGGCUGUGGCUUUAAUAUGUGCUCUUUCCUGCCGAAGCUAAUCCUGUUAGCCUGUUAUAAACUGCAUUCCGCUGUACAGCCUAUACCAAGACCAAUGGUUUAUUUUUAAGAUAAUAAGGGCAAUAAGGCUACUACUCUGAGCUAGCUGUCUACUCUGCUGCCUUUGAUCAAAGAAAAAGAUGGAUGCAAUUUCUGUUUGUAGUCCCAAAAGACGCGUUUGGUCCAUCCUUAGGUAUGACUGUAUGAGGUAUGGGGUUAGGUAUCAAACUAUCAAACCUAUGGGUUUGGGAUGACUCAUACCUAGAAACCCAACCUUAAUUCACGUGUUUGGUUGUAUACAAUCCAAAGUCAAUUUCAUUAAUUUGACUAGCAAAAUAUAAAUAAUAUAAAUAAUCUCUCUCCUCCUCA
Spinacia oleracea (spinach) is the source of this 1012-nucleotide messenger RNA. RefSeq lists its product as uncharacterized. The transcript is spliced from 2 exons. Lineage: Eukaryota; Viridiplantae; Streptophyta; Magnoliopsida; Caryophyllales; Amaranthaceae. The coding region runs from base 139 to 504 and encodes 121 amino acids. The record is from RefSeq and is a predicted model, not a curated record.